This is a messenger RNA of Actinia tenebrosa (Australian red waratah sea anemone), 2292 nucleotides long. RefSeq lists its product as uncharacterized. Gene Ontology annotation, biological process: regulation of transcription by RNA polymerase II; cell differentiation; anatomical structure morphogenesis. Gene Ontology annotation, molecular function: DNA-binding transcription factor activity, RNA polymerase II-specific; RNA polymerase II cis-regulatory region sequence-specific DNA binding. NCBI's taxonomy places the organism in Eukaryota, Metazoa, Cnidaria, Anthozoa, Actiniaria, Actiniidae. The record is from RefSeq and is a predicted model, not a curated record.
CGUAGUUCAAACAUUAUCAAACUCAAGGGCUUUAGAACUAUAUAUAUAUUUGUACGAGUAUCGGGUACUUAACUCAAUAUUUGGUUAUACGUUGGUGAGAUGUGUUCCUGUUAAGUUUGCGAUUGCCUUCUCGUGGUAUUGAGAUAUUGAGUGCAAAUCUUGUCUAACUGUUGCUGACACGAUUGCUCGACCUUAUAAAACACUCUGUUUGUAUCUCAGCUUACUUCAAAUAUAAUUGACAGCGAAGAUCAACUGAAAAGGUACCAGAGCUGGAUUAUGGCUUCCUCGGGUUCAGCUUUCGCGCCUGUAAGGAACAGUUCUGUUUCUUCUGACGAUUCUGAUGUGAAGACGACGAUUCAUUUUCCAAAAGCCGAGAGUUCAUUCAAUACUGUACCAAAUUUUGUUCCUUGGUGGAAUAAAGAAGCGGAGUCCCAUCUUCUUAAACCACCAAUGUGGUCUUGGUGGGGUUUGCAGAACCAAAGACUGCCCUCAAUGUACAGAUUUGCUUCAUUUUCAAACGCAUCUGAUGACGAGAAGCCAACUCAGUCCUACAUUGGUCUGAUUGCAGAGGCAAUUCUAAGCUCUCCUGAAGAAAAACUUAUCCUCAGUGAUAUUUAUGGAUUCAUCCUUGGGAAUUAUCCAUACUUCAGAAACAAGGGGACGGGAUGGAGGAACAGCAUUAGACACAACCUUUCUUUGAACGACUGCUUCGUGAAAGCUGGAAGAAGCCAAAAUGGAAAGGGACACUUUUGGGCCAUCAAUCACUUGUAUCUCGAUGAUUUCAGGAGGGGAGACUUUCGACGGAAGAGAGCCUACAAAAGACCUAACAGAGGCAAGAAGGCGCGAGCCAAGUUGGAUGCCUUGAUCAGAAAGAGAGAAUCAAGCUGCCAAGAAUAUUUGGCCCCAAAAAGCUCACCCGGAAAGAACAUACAGAAGGAUCAAAACUCUUGUGAAAGUGAUGCUCAGAAAGAAUUGCACGAGAGAGGAUUCGAUGAUGAAAGAAAUAUGGAAGGUAUAAAAGAGAAAGACAACUAUAUGGAACAAGCCCACUUGCCCGAAUCACCUUCUCUGCAUGAACACGAGAGAGUUGUUCCAUCCUCGCCGGAAUGGAUCUCGGCUGCGGAUGAAUACCAAGACGUUGAUGUCUGCAGCACUGAGUUUGAAAAAGGGACUCCCAAAUCUAUAAACAUUGAUUCACCAAAAAAUGGUGCCGAAAAGAAAGAAGGCAAAGAAAGACGAGACGAGGCAAGAAGAAGCAAAUCUUUUGAUAUGGACAGGUUGUUAGCUCCCGAAAGAAGCGCGAAAGAGUUCGGGAUUUUUCGGGAGAUGUACCCGAUGUAUUAUAAUAUUAUGAAUCUUGGCAUGAGAAAUUUGGAGCCAGUUGAUUGUUAUGGAGUCCCGACAUCAUUCUGUAGCCAUUGCUGCUCUAUGUUUGGAUCACAUCAACCGCCUCAUAACGAAACAAGGCACCUGUACAACGCCAUGCCACCGUCUGUAACAAAGUCUUAUGUUUCAAGUGAAUUCCGAUAGAUAUAACCCUUCUUGACACAGCUUUGGGCAAAGUCUUUACCCUGCACUGUACGCCUGUGGAUAAAAUUAACUAUGGAAAAACUUAGAGAGAUAAAUUUAUGGAGGAAAAAAGAAAAAGGAGACGGAGAAGGAGAAAGGAGAAAGGAGAAAGAGCAAGAAAAGGAGAAGUAGAGAGACUGACAAGGAAUAGAAAUAGCAGAAGAACGAUUUAACAAACAAAGAAAAAUCUUUAUUUAAAUUCAUAGAAAACUACAACUUUAGUGAGACCAAUCACUGAAAACGGCGACAAACUGCUUUUCCAAGUCGAACUGAACUAAAGUGAAUCGGCCAUCUCGAUUCUAAAUGAUAAAGCAAUUAACUAUCAUUAACACACGUAAUGUAUCUAUAUGUAAUUAUUUUAAGCGUUUAAUUUUCCCCCCAAUCUAAAUAGAGCUCGUCAAAGGAGCAAAUAUGUGCAAAUUCUUGUACAAAUUUAGGCUGUUUCUGUUAUUUAUAGAUUAUAUAUGUAAUGACUAAUUCUAGAGCUUCUAUUUUUCUUUAAUUUUCAAGCAACGAUGCGAAAUUUCAAGACUAAAUCUGGUCUUUUGAGUUCUAGUGGUGUAGCUUGUUUUUAUAGAACUUGAAGCAAAUCCUUUUUGUAAAUUACACAUAAUUUUAGCACUGACAAAAAGGCGUGUACAUCAUAAUAAUUGAUGAUUAUUGAUGAUUAGAACAAACCAACUUCUACCUAAAGCAGUCAGUAAAACCCUUGUUUUUAGUUGA